AUGUAUGGGGCCAAUAGCUCCAGUCUGACACCAAGAUUCUUCAUCCUCAAUGGGAUUCCUGGACUGGAAGUUGCCCACAUCUGGAUCUCCCUCUCAUUCUGCUUCAUGUACAUCAUUGCUAUGGUAGGGAACUCAGGGCUUAUGUACCUCAUCAUCCAUGAGGAGGCCCUACAUCGGCCCAUGUAUUACUUCCUAGCCCUGCUGUCCUUUACAGAUCUUACUGGGUCCACUACAUUUGUCCCCAAUAUGUUGUGCAUCUUUUGGUUCAGUCUCAAGGAGAUUGACUUUAAUGCCUGCCUUGUGCAGAUGUUUUUCAUUCACAUGCUGACAGCCAUGGAGUCUGGCGUGCUCAUGCUCAUGGCUCUGGACCGCUACGUGGCCAUUUGCUACCCUCUACGCUAUUCCACCAUCCUCACCAAUGCCGUAAUUACUAAGGUUGGGCUUGCCACCUUCAUGCGAAGUGUGUUGAUUAUAAUGCCAUUCACAUUCCUGAUCAAGCGUCUUCCCUACUGCAAGGGCAACCUCAUCCAUCAUACCUAUUGUGACCAUAUGUCUGUGGCCAAAUUAUCCUGUGGCAAUGUCAAGAUUAACGCUAUCUAUGGUCUCAUAGCUGCGGUAUUGGUUGGAGGAUUUGAUAUUUUCUGUAUUUCCAUGUCUUAUACUAUGAUUAUCCGUGCUGUAAUGAAUCUGUCCUCAGUAGAUGCUCGCCACAAAGCCUUCAGUACCUGUACAUCACAUAUAUGUGCAAUUGUCAUCACCUAUGUCCCAGCCUUCUUCAGCUUUUUUACUCAUCGCUUUGGAGAACACACCAUACCCCACCACAUCCACAUCUUUAUUGCCAACCUCUACCCACUGCUGCCUCCCACCUUGAAUCCAAUUAUCUAUGGGGUGAAGACCAAGCAGAUACGUGAAGGAGUGAUAAAUUGUUUUUUAAAGAGAAAGAUAAUUUUGAAUACGAGAUAA
Choloepus didactylus (southern two-toed sloth) is the source of this 963-nucleotide messenger RNA. RefSeq names its product olfactory receptor 52N2-like. Gene Ontology annotation, biological process: G protein-coupled receptor signaling pathway. Gene Ontology annotation, cellular component: membrane. Bases 1 to 963 code for a protein of 320 amino acids. The record is from RefSeq and is a predicted model, not a curated record. NCBI's taxonomy places the organism in Eukaryota, Metazoa, Chordata, Mammalia, Pilosa, Megalonychidae. Gene Ontology annotation, molecular function: olfactory receptor activity; G protein-coupled receptor activity. The transcript has a single exon.